Molecule: messenger RNA, 439 nt
Organism: Eurytemora carolleeae
Lineage: Eukaryota; Metazoa; Arthropoda; Copepoda; Calanoida; Temoridae
Product: CCR4-NOT transcription complex subunit 1-like
Exons: 4
Coding region: 35-424 (129 amino acids)
Biological process (GO): nuclear-transcribed mRNA catabolic process, deadenylation-dependent decay
Cellular component (GO): CCR4-NOT core complex; P-body
Molecular function (GO): molecular adaptor activity
Source: RefSeq, a predicted model, not a curated record
UCCUGAGAUCUCAAUUGUUUUAAUUUAGGUUGAUAUGCUUCCUGAGAUCUCAAUUGCUCCAAGAAUGGUGACCAACUUUUCAGCUCUGAUUAAACCUAGUUUCAAGAAGGAUCUAGACUCGUAUCUCAAGAACCGGACUCCGGUCAGCUUUCUAUCAGAGCUAAGAACCAAUCUACAGGUUUCCAACGAGCCUGGGAUGCGAUAUAACAUCUCGAUGAUCAACGCUCUGGUUAUGUACGUGGGUACACAGGCUAUUCAAUUUAUCCGCGGGAAAAACAAUAGUCCUAGCAUGUCAUCCAUUGCUCACUCAUCCCAUAUGGAUAUAUUCCAGAACCUGGCAGUAGAUAUGGAUAAAGAAGGAAGGUAUCUGUUCCUAAACUGUAUAUUCUAUAUAUAUAUAGUAGAACCUGACAGUAGAUAUUGAUACAGAAGGAAGGUA